Messenger RNA from Histoplasma capsulatum G186AR, 924 nucleotides. RefSeq lists its product as uncharacterized. The transcript is spliced from 5 exons. NCBI's taxonomy places the organism in Eukaryota, Fungi, Ascomycota, Eurotiomycetes, Onygenales, Ajellomycetaceae. Bases 1 to 924 code for a protein of 307 amino acids. The record is from RefSeq and is a predicted model, not a curated record.
AUGCCCUUGCUGAUUCCAACUUAUAUAUAUGGAGUAACGCCGGAAGUCCUAUCAGAACCAAGUGUUCUCGGAGGGGAAGCUGCUGGCGUGGAUAAAAUCCAGGAGCGAAAAUUCACUAUUGCGAGGGACAAUUUUGCCAUCCCACUCCGAAGUCCAUGCGUUUAUGGUCCUCCAACGCUAACUCGCAGAAAUUUACUAUUUCGGCGGGAUAAUGCAACGCAACAUUUUGGUUUUAUGAGGACCAAGGUCGUGAUUCUCGCUGAGCCACUGUCCGUUCAAACUUUCGAAGAGGAGAAACAAACCGACCCCAAGCACUGUUGGAUUGGCAAAGCCAGAUUACUCCAUGUUGUUUUCUUGACUCGCCCUUGGAAUGCCGUGGUUCCUUUUCGGAGAAGGGAUCCAACAACAAACGAAAAUGGGACCCGGUUUCGCCAAGGGCCCCCAGGCCCCACGUUAGCUUUGGAGCCAGGCGCUGCUGCUAAUUCGCCCCUGAAUUCCCUGUCCAGAACCAGCCACCAUUCUCCGACGCAAAGAUCGCCCUCUAAAAUUUCUGGUUCUGCGCUAGUUGGUUGGGUUGGUGACAAAUACGAGCGUCGCUGCAGCCGAUCGCAGACGAGACAUGGUUUGUGGUCCGGAUUUCUGCGGAAACUUCCGUCAGGAGCAAGUUCCUCGAAUACGCGGCCAGCACAAGAAAACAGGUGGAGUAAAGUCGCAUGUGGUUUGGGUGGGGCUUGGGUUGCGCGGUGCCCCGCGCCAAAGCCAAAGUUCCGGAUUUUGAACCAUGGAGGCCACUGUCAUGAGGGCGGUGGUGAACCAUGCCCUUCAUUCUUUGAUCCUUCCAAGACGUCACGUUUCAUGGUGGUUUACUGCGUAUUUGUGCAUUUGCUAAAGCAAUCUUGGAUGCCAAUAUGUUGCUCUGGUUGA